Messenger RNA from Salvia hispanica, 4128 nucleotides. RefSeq names its product protein PHYTOCHROME-DEPENDENT LATE-FLOWERING-like. The record is from RefSeq and is a predicted model, not a curated record. Gene Ontology annotation, cellular component: SAGA complex. Lineage: Eukaryota; Viridiplantae; Streptophyta; Magnoliopsida; Lamiales; Lamiaceae. Gene Ontology annotation, biological process: regulation of transcription by RNA polymerase II. Gene Ontology annotation, molecular function: transcription coregulator activity.
CGAUAGGCUAUAGCUAUGGGGGUUUCGUUUAAGGUCUCCAAAACCGGCCGGCGAUUUCGCCCGAAACCGCCGCUGUCGAACGCCGUCGUUUUGCGCGCCAACGAUGAAGAUUUGAACGAUGCGGCGAUUGCUGCAUCGAAGCAGAAAACCGAUGCUAUCGCGUUUCCUGCUGCUCGGAAGCUGGGAGAUGACAAGGAGAAUAGGGGAAUAUCUAAAAUUGGCGAGAAUGAAGUUUCAUUUACUCUUAAGAUUUUUCCGGAUGGAUAUGCAAUUGGGAAACCUGUUGAGAAUGAAUCUGCGAAUCAGACAUCAAAUGAUGUACCAAAGCUCUUGCGUCCAUUUGAUAGAGCAUCCGAGGCUCUCUUUUCGGCGAUUGAAUCUGGUCGAUUUCCGGGAGAUAUUCUGGAUGAUAUACCAUGCAAAUAUAUUGAUGGGACACUUGUCUGUGAAGUGCGAGAUUAUCGAAAGUGCUUUGCUGAAGGAGUUAAUGUGGCUUCUGGAAAAAUCUCAGCUACAAUUAACAGAGUGUCCCUUAAAAUGACACUUGAAAAUAUAGUGAAGGAUAUUCCAUCUAUUUCAGAAAAUGGUUGGACAUAUGGUGAUCUGAUGGAAGUGGAGUCUAGAAUAUUGAGAGCUACACAACCACAACUUUGCCUAGAUCCAUCCCCACAGCUAGACAAACUAUCUGAAGAUCCAGUUCAAAAUAAGUUAAAUUUAGAAUCGCACAGCAUGCGGAGGAAAAGAUUGAGGCAGAUUUCUGAAGCGAAUAACAAUGGAAAGAAAGCAAAUCAUGGUAGAGUUUCGGAAAGUUCUAGGUUGGGAGACAGAGUAACUUUAGCGCAGCAACCUGCCUAUGAGAAUACAAACAGUCAAAAUAAUGUUCCGAGUGCUAUGCUUCAACCAAGAAGCAAUAGCUUUGGGUCGGAUGGCUCUCUUCUGCCUUCACCUAUGGCAUCUCACCAGCCAAAAUAUAGUGGUGGUGGAAGCCCAAGAAUGAUGAAGGAUCAGCGGACAGGAUCACUUUUGAAUGCAUCUGUAGGUUCUCCUGGUGGGCAGGGCAUGAUGAUCCCAUCCGCUGAUAACACUGCGGCUUCUCUUCAUGGCAAGAGGGAGAAUCAAGAUGGGAUGCCAUCUCUGUUGACCAACAAGAAGGCUAGGCUUAUUACGCAUACAGGGGCUAAUGGGAAUAUACAGCAUUUAAGUUCACAGAUGGAUACUUUUCACGGUUCUGAACUGCACUGGAAGAACACAUUAACGCAGCAGCAGUCAAUUGGAAGAGAAAUGCAGUAUACUGACAAUGGCAUGCAAGAGUUCCCUCUGCAGGUAUUUGAAGGGGUCCAAAAUCAGGUAGGAGGGCCUGAUUGUUGUGUGGCCACGGGAGAAACAGAAUUGGCAAUUAUUGACUCCCAGCAGUCACAGUUGCAACAAGAGAUGCUGCAUCAGAUGAUGAGAUCCGGCUUACCGCAAUCUCCUUGGAACAAUCUUGGACAGUCUCUCAAUAAUAACUCCAGAAACGAGGACCCUUUCCAGAAGAGAAAAUUGGUUCAGAUUCCUCGUGUUUCUGGUGGUGGCCUACCUCAAUCUCCUUUGUCGACAAGAUCUGGGGAUUGUUCUAGUGGUUCUAUGGGGCAUCAAUUUGGAGCUGCUGUAACUAGUAGGCUUGCAUCACAAAAGGAUAAAAAUGCAGUCACAUCUGUUGGCGUUGGUGGCAAUCCAUCUUUCGCUUCAAGUGCUAAUGACUCUGUGCAGAGGCAACAUCACGCACAGGCAGCUGCAAAACGCAGAUCUAAUUCUCUUCCUAAGACUCCUGCAGUAAAUGGGGUUGGAUAUCCAGCAAGUGUUGGCAGUAUGAGCAUCCCAAUAAAUGCAAGCUGCCCUCCUGUUGGAAGUCAGGCAUUGGGUGAUCAGACCACGGAGAGAUUCUCGAAGAUAGAAACAGUAGCUAUGAGGUAUCAACUUAAUUGCAAAAAGGGUAAGGACGAUGAGUAUCCUAUGAGCAAGUCUAGCACGUAUUCAACUCAACAGCUGGUGUCUCAUUUGUUGAGUGAUUCAAACAAUGAGAGUUUGAAAGAUAAAACGCGUCAAAUGCCACUGUCAAAUUCCCUGGUUGAUUGCAGCAUGAAUGUUUGCAAAAGCAGGAUUUUGAACUUCAUUCAAACAGAGCGGACUCUUCAAGGUAAUACCUUCCAAGUUGUUCCAAACUCCAGAACUACGAUGAUCAUGUCGGAGAAACCAGAUGACGGUGCAGUUGUAAUUCAUAUAGGGGAAAUAGAGAGUGCUGGAUACUUGGCCGCAGAGAAUUACCUUCCAACAAUGCCAAAUACUCAUAUGGCCGACCUACUCGCAUUGCAAUAUGCUAAACUGAUGAUUCGGGAAGGCUAUUACAUGGAGGAUCGCGUUCAACCAGAACUUGUUCGGAUGAAUCAUAACUCAGGGACCCAGCCCAAUACUCCGAAAAUUUCUCCCACUAGUGCACCAUCUGAGAUGCAGCAGUUUCUCGAAGGUGUUCUGUUGCAACAACCGAGCGAUGCUGCAAAACCUAGUAAUAAUGGUAAUUCAACCUCAUUGCAGAACCUACAAGGCCCAAGGAUGCUGCCUCCAGGCAAUACUCAGGCGAUUCAAAUGUCUCAAGGACUUCUACCUGGGAUUUCAGUGUCUUCAAGGCCUCAGCAACCCGAACAACUGCCGCCUAUGCAACAGCAUCCUCGACAGCCACAGCAGCAUCCCCAGUCCCAAAGGAUGCUCUCAACGAACCCGAUGGAGAAUCCGAAUCAUGUAGCUCAGAAUGCUAAUAUGCAGUUGGGACCUCAAACCACAAACAAGACUACAGCUCCCGAAAAACUGCCGCCUAAGAAACAGAAACCUCGACAGCCACAGCUGCAUCCCCAGUCCCAAAGGAUGCUCUCAACGAACCCAAUGCAGAAGCCGAAUCAUGUAGCUCAGAAUGCUAAUAUGCAGUUGGGACCUCAAACGACAAACAAGACUACAGCUCCCGAAAAACUGCCGCCUAAGAAACAGCAACCUCAACAGCUACAGCAGCAUCCCCAGUCUCAGAGGAUGCGCUCAACGAACCCGAUGCAGAAUCCGAAUAAUGUAGCUCAGAAUGCUAAUAUGCAGUUGGGACCUCAAAUGACAAACAAGACUACAGCUCCUCAGUCUCAGCUGACACAACAGCAGCAACCAUCGCAACUUCUUCAGCCGCAGCAGCAGUCAACAGUGCAGAGAAAAAUGAUGCCUGGCCUUGGAAAUGUCAGCAACGGCGAUAUUAGCAGUAAUAUGGUGGGGCCUGGAGGUGGAGGUUUGGGUAAUGCCACGGGAAUUGAUGGGGCUAGGGAGGUGAGUGGAUCCGGCAUUUCUGCGCCGAAGGGGUCUGUGCCAAACAUAGGAAACAUGAAUCAGACUUCAGCUGCAAGUCUUACAAAUACCACUAGAUCCGGGGCGCUCACUCCGCAGCAAGCAGCUUACAUGAAAAAGACGAUGGGAAAGCAGAACCGAGCGAAUAUGUUGGGGAACCCGCAAUCGAGCAUUGGAGGCAUACCCGGAGCUAGACAGAUGCAUCCAGGAUCUAGUGUUUCCAUGCGCGGCCCGGGUGCUCUAAACCAGGCCAAUACGGGCCAGAAGAAACGUGCAACUAGAACGAAGGUACCAGGAAUGAAUAUUCACAAGAACCAGCAGCAACAACAACAACACCAGCUUCAGCAGCCUCAACAGCAGUUACAACAACAACAGCAGCAGCAGCAGCAGCAACAACUGCAACUACAGCAGCAGAAGCAACAGAAGCAGCAACAACUGGAACAACAGCAACAACUUCAGCAGCAUCCACAACCACAGCAGCAAGAAACAACUUCACCAUUGCUAGCUGUCGUUUUGCCUCCACAUGUCGGAUCACCUCCAAGCGUGGGGAUACCCCACCAAAUGAAUAAGCAACAACCCCAGAAAAUGAGUCAGAGAACUCCUAUGAGCCCACAGCUGAGUUCAGGAGCCAUUCAUCCGAUGGGUGCUGGCAGUUCAGAAGCCUGUCGUAGUCAUCAGUUGAGCUCACAACCCAUGGGCUCAGUCGCUAGUAUCCCAAACUCUCCAAUGGAGCUGCAGGGUGCCAAAAAAAGUAACUCUCUCAAUAAUACGUAG